This is a messenger RNA of Cercopithifilaria johnstoni, 4761 nucleotides long. The record is from the annotation of a GenBank genome assembly. Lineage: Eukaryota; Metazoa; Nematoda; Chromadorea; Rhabditida; Onchocercidae.
AUGAAUGAUAAGGGAUGGAAAGAGCCAUUGCCUAUAAACGUCAUAUUGUUAUACGAGGAUGUUAAACUGAUUGAGCAGUUGAAAAGCAUUAUACCUAAAAUUGGAAAAUUUUGUGAAAAUCUGAAAGCUGGCCUUGAUGUUAUUGAACAUCGAGUUGAAAUACACGAUUAUGGAAGUCCGUGGACUGAGCUUCGUGUUGAUGUAAUGUCCUCAUGUUGGGAGCGAACAUUUUUCAAAAUGGCAUCAACGUUUCAAGCUCUAACUAGUGAAUUUUCUGGAAAGUAUACACCUAUACUUCAGACGGCAGAGCGUGGUUUUUUCAUGGAUGAUUGCUUGUCAGCUCAUCUCCAAAUUGAUGUACACUCCAUCCAUCAUGGAAAUUUGCUCGAUCCCGGAACAUUUUGCUCACAUUUCACUCGAGGAAUACCGGAAAGUAUUAAUAGAACGAAAUACGCAGAACACGUCAAAGUGUUGGCAAAUUUAUCGUCUCAUGAGGUUCGUACUCCGAUGUACGUUGAUUUUGAACAUGAUCGAAAUAUCUUCACCGUGCGAUUUGCUGUUUCAGAUGGUUACAGACCCCGAGAAAUGGACAAAUCGAGCAAUAUAAAGCUUGUGGAGGGAUCCAUGUUUGCUCUAAAAGUCCAUUACACUUCUUUACGUCGCAUUUUAGUCGACACAAAAGUUUUAAUCGGCAAAAAUCAAGGAACUUAUGCAACACGAAUUUAUUUCCAUCUAAAUUACCCUCCUGAAAUACGUAGAUUUCGUCAGAGGGCAAAUUUUCAGCGAGGGCCAAAAGUGGAAGUAGUAGGUGAUCGGUUCAGGUGUUAUCCAGAAACAGAUUACCCGCAAGACAGCAGUUUGGCAAUUACAGCUAUUAACGAUAGUCCAGUCUUUUGUUUGCAGUUCACAGAAGUGAUGGAUGUAUGGGAUGAUCUGUUGUACAGUUUGCUGAGUAGACUGCAUUCCCGUGUCAACCUUCCAAUUGAAUUCGCCAAUGUACAACUUUCAUACUUUUCCGUGAACAAUUAUGUGGCAUUACCAGUUCGAAUAAUUGGUUGUAACUAUCGAAAAUGUGCUAAUGCAGACGGAAUUCUGCCAAAUGAUCAAUCAUAUGAGCCUGUAGAACCAAAAGUUGAUAAGGCUUGGUCCGAGAAACUAAGAUCACUUUCUUUUGGACUAGAAUAUUUGAUUGCAGCACUAUUAUCACGUGGUGCUGUUGUGAAAGACCAGUUGCUGAUAACCGUUGAGUUAAGAAAUCAAUUUCUAAUGCAUGUAGUAAGAAGUUACGAGCAGGACGAAACUAUAACACUAGAAGUGCUGGAGCGUUUAAUCAACAUGGUCGAUGAAAUGAAAAACAUACCACCACUGAUAAGUGCAUUUGACCGCAUACGUCGAAGCAUUUUUGUAAAGAAAGAUUUGCUUACUGAGAUUCACGAAAGAAAUACCGAUGAAGGAUUUCAACGUGUUCGAAAGGCUGUAAUAACGCCAACCCGAAUGCUUCUCGUGGUUCCGGAAUUACUGAUGGGAAAUCGCGUUUUGCGUGAAUUUGAUGAAAGUGGUGAUGGUGCGUUAAGGAUUCAGUUUCGUGAUGAUGAUGGUACACAUUUGAGGCGUAACACUGCUGGAUCAUACAUCAUUGAAACAACAGUUCAUAAUUGCUUACUUUAUGGAAUUUAUAUAUCAAAUUGUCAUUUUGUUUACUUGGGUUCGUCAAAUUCCCAAAUGCGUGACAAUGGGUGUUAUUUUUUUAAUGAUGGUAAUGAUGGUAAAGUGAAAAAGAUUCGUGAGAAGCUUGGCAAAUUUGAUCGUACUAAUAUUCCAAAAUUAAUGUCUCGGAUGGGGCAGUGUUUCACGCAAUCAAAAGAAAGUGACGUUAUUUUAAAACGUAAAAAAUACAAUAAAACAUACGAUGUAAUAGGUGGGAAAGAUUUUUGCGGUGAGCCGUUCAUUUUCUCAGACGGUGUCGGAAAAUUAUCAGAAGAUUUUGCCGAACAAAUCGCCAAAGAUUUAGGCUUGGGCAGUUGUGUUCCCAGCUGUUUUCAAUUCAGGCAUCGAGGGUUAAAAGGUGUGCUUUCUGUUGAUCCGGCAUUGCGGCAACGCCGAUUGUGGGCUGAACAAAAUGGUUUAGAGGAUAAACAUGGAAAAACUGAGAAAGUGAACGAUUUAGAUGUACUGUUUAGACCAUCUCAGGACAAAUUCCAUGCACCAAGGAAAGAAAUAAUAGAGAUUGUGAAAUAUUCCGGUCCAACACCAGUCUGUUUGAAUAGACCAUUUAUUAAUAUUCUUGACCAAGUAAGUGAUAUGCAAGGAUUUGAUGUACAUAGUCGCAUAAUCCAUCGCAUACAUGGUUUACUUGAUCGCCAGUUAUUACAACUUUCUGAUGCGCUGAUGAGUGAAAACAGAUGUCGUGAAAGACUAGCAGAAUUCCCGAGACGGAUUAAUGUGCAAUAUUUAUCAUUAGCACGAGGUUUUACUCUUAUACAAGAACCAUUUUUCCGUGGUCUGUUAAUUGCAAGUGUUCGAUUCACAUUGCAAAAACAAUUAUCUAAGGAACAAAUUCAAAUACCAACAAAUCUUGGUCGAACUAUGUUUGGUGUUUUGGAUGAGACUGGAUUACUUCAAUAUGGGCAAGUAUUUGUGCAAUUUACCAAUAACGUUUCUUUGAAGACACCGCCAAGGGCUGCAGCAAAAACAACACUUAAAGGGCCCGUGUUGAUAACAAAAAAUCCAUCAAUAGUCGCUGGCGAUGUAAGGAUCUUCGAGGCUGUUGAUUUACCCGAAUUACGGCAUUUAGUUGAUGUAGUUGUUUUUCCGCAGCAUGGACCACGACCACAUACAGAUGAAAUGGCCGGAUCUGAUUUGGAUGGGGAUGAAUAUAGCGUCAUAUGGGAUGACCAGUUGUUAUUGGACCACAAUGAAGAGCCGAUGGAUUUCAGUAAGCUUGUUCGAGCUCCUGAUGUUCUCGAGGAGAAUGAAGUUGUGCGCGAAAUGCGUCGCUUUUAUGUUGAAUAUAUCAUGCAAGAUUCAAUUGGUGUUAUAGCGAAUUCUUUUCUCGUAAAUUCUGAUAUCUUCGGAAUCAGCAGCGAUGUCUGCAGAAGUAUAGCAGAAAAGCAUUCGCAAUCUGUGGAUUUUCCGAAAACAGGACGGCCACCAAAACCACUUGUUAGAGAUUGGAUCCAUGGGCCUGACGGAAAGAUUAUGCCACCUGAACGUCCGGAACGAUGGCCUGAUUUCAUGUGCAAAACUCAUGAACCUUCUUACGUCUCAACUCGCCUUGUGGGGCAAUUAUUCAGACGAAUCCGGCUAAUCGAUGAUGUCCUCACAAUAACCAGUGCUUGCGAAGAAUAUUCACAAAUAAUGGUGGAUCCUCUUUUAAAAUACAGUGGUUGGGAAAGAUAUGAAAAUGAUGCAGAAAUAAAUUUUAUUGCAUACUCUGCUCAUAUUAGGGCUCUUCUGGAUAAUUAUGGAAUACAGAACGAAUGUCAGCUGUAUUCUGGUUGUUUUAGCAAAAUUCGUAAUCGAAUCAGUGAUAGGGAUGCAGAUGAUAUGUCUCAAUUUAAUACUACUUUUGUUAUUGAGCAAAAAUUUACGAACAUAUUUAUGAGUUUUCGCUGCAGUUUCUUCACUGAAUUUGGUGAUUUUAUGUCUUGUACCACACCAGAUGAUGAUAAAGAUGUAACUGAACGAAGAUAUUGUAAAUGUCCAACUGUAGAGAUGAAAAAGAAAGCAUCUGCUUAUUACAUCGUUUGCUAUCGUAAAACUAUGAAUGCGACAAGAUUGUUAUCAUUUCCAUGGAUUGCAUGGGAUAUACUUGCUGAAAUAAAAAAAGAAAAUUGCAUGCUAACAUCGCAAAAUAUAUUGACUGUCGAUCCUAUUUGCGACAGUAUAUCAAAUAUCAUAAUUUCUUUUUGUGACUAUAAUAAGGAAGAUUUUGAUCGGACUAUGGGUAGUUUAUCAGAAGGUGCAUUUGGUCUACAUGCCAUCAAGCGAUAUUGCAGGAAAUAUAAAGGAUUGGACAAAUUGUUUUACGUGUUAUGCAAAUGGGGUGAGCAACAACAAUUAUUUAAACGACUGAAACGGGAGCAUUUAUGUUUAUGGUUAAUACAAUACGGUUUGGGAUAUAUAAGUAGUGAGAACAUCCGCAGCUAUGUUUUCCUUGAACAGACCGAUGAAAUCCUUCCGGAAAAUUCAGAUGAAAGUCAGAAUUUGGACAACUUAAUUGGUGGUAUAGGCAAAUGUUUCCUGCGGUUUCUACAAUAUUUGAGCUCGCGAUCAUUCGAAACGACAAAGAUUUUCGAUUUUAUGCGACCAAAUCUUGGAUAUCAAUCAAUAUUGAUGCGUGGCCAAUGGUUCGAUUUGCAUCAGGCGGCUGUUAAAGCUUUCUAUCGAAUAGUACUUACGAGUCGUUUUGAUGAACUAUCAUUAUUUGAAAAAAAGCAAAUGUCAGCAAAUAGUGCUUUUCUGCGUAAUUUUAUCGAAGCUGAACCUUUUACUAUCGAAAUACCGGAAGAUUUGUCCUUUCACGAUGACAGUUUGAGAAGUAAAAUGAUAACAUAUUCGGGCGUACGUCAUUUAUAUUUGAGAAGAAUUCCGAAUAGAAAAAAUCGAGUUGUAAUAUCAGCAUUUGGUACGUUAGAAUCAUUGCAUCGGUUACGUGAUAUACUUGCUGUGAAACUCACGUCAACUAUACAAGCUGACACUAAAGCACGCAAUGAUAUGAUUCUUCGACUAGUCUACGAGCGGAUCCAAGAAUUGCCUUGA